Messenger RNA from Phaeoacremonium minimum UCRPA7, 3123 nucleotides. RefSeq lists its product as hypothetical. NCBI's taxonomy places the organism in Eukaryota, Fungi, Ascomycota, Sordariomycetes, Togniniales, Togniniaceae. The transcript has a single exon. Bases 1 to 3123 code for a protein of 1040 amino acids. The record is from RefSeq and is a predicted model, not a curated record.
AUGAACCCACCCGUCAGCAAUGCUGUCCAGGGAGCAUAUGUCGUAGCAUGCGUUGGGACUGGGGCCAUUUUAGGAGGAGGCGCCAUCGUCUUCAAGGAGAUCACAGAAUGCCUUGGCUGCGCUCUGGGCGGGUUCUGUCUGAGCAUGUGGCUCUUGACGCUCAAGGAGGGCGGCCUCAUUGGCUCCACUGGCGGUAAGGCCGGAUUCAUUGCUGCUUUCACUCUCGUGGCUUUCUCGCUCUACUUCAGUCGCUUCACGAGGCAUUACUCUCUGAUCGGCUGCAUCGCGUUUGCCGGAGCGACCGCGACCGUCUUGGGGAUCGACUCUCUCAGCCGCGCUGGCCUAAAGGAGUUUUGGGCUUACGUCUGGGAUCUGAAUGACAAUCUAUUCCCUCUGGGUGCGGACACCUACCCGCUGACCAAGGGCAUACGUGUUGAGCUUGCGGCAACUGUCAUCAUCUUUCUGGCGGGUGUCGUGUCUCAGAUGAGACUUUGGAAAAUCAUCCAGGAGCAUCGGGCCAAGAAGGACGCAGCACACGCCGAAGAUGAGAGACAGCUACAACAGGAGGAAGAGAAUGUGGGGAGACAGAUCGAGGCUGCCAAUGCCCGGGAGAGGAACCGAUGGGAGGCCGUCUAUGGAGAGGGCGAACAAGGUCAGAGAAGCCUUAGCGCCUCCAAUGAUUCAGGAGUCGGUGACCUAGACAAUGAGAAGCGAAUGCGGCAUAGCAUUAGCACCACGGUGACACGGCGAACAUCGGGUGUGGACGAGCCUAUCGAAAUGUCUGAAAUGACGCACGACGAUAUGCCGCCUGAAGUGCCGCCAAAGUUCAAAACGCCAGCUGAGUCGGUGAUCAGCAGAGAUGAGAAAGCUGGAACAGUCACUGUUAGAGUUGCACCAGACGAUGUGCCUGAGGUUGUCAUCAAUGAACCCGCAGAGAGCGAGAAAAAGGUGUGGAUGGUAGGCUCAGAUGGAGAGGCCCGUCUAGUCAACAGGUCGUCAACUGGCAGUCUGGGAAGCAAAAGGGCAUCAGCCCAACCGGAAGUCGUCCCAUUACCCUUCACAAUCCCUGAAGAACGCGAUGACGACGAUCGCUCUUCGAUUGCCACCUUUGCAGACGACGAUGACGUCCGAAGCAAGCGAAGUUCUUUUGCUAACAGACUGUCAGUGGGCUCCGUGGAUCUUCUCCGGAGAUUGUCGCAGAGGAAGUCCCAGGGAAGUCUGAAACCUGAAGAGUCGCCGACCGUGACUCAAACGCCAGAAGAGAGCCAAGAAGAUCUCGUUCUUCCCAGAGCUAAAAAUGAAGACGAUAACGAUUCUCUUGCCGCGACCAUUGACGGGAUGAGCUCUACUGGCGACGAUGAUAUUACUGUCCGAGAUGAAAAGCAACCAAGGAAAAUUGAAAUAAAAGCUGAGCUCGCAGAUAAGGCAGGAGAUGAGGUUUCUGAUGUCACCAGCCCGAACAGUCCCGCAUUAUUGCAACUCCCAAGCAACGCAAAGGGGGUCGGCAAGAGACCUGUUUCUGCUUCUGAAAGCCUCGCGUCAGAAAUAGCCAAGUCUGCCAGUCCUCGGUCAUCACUAUCCGCUACAACUGAAGUGCAGAAGACUGAGGGCAUCUCAACAGAGAAGGGCAAAUCUGUAAGCGGCGCUGAGGUUGAGCAAGUUGAAUCCAAGAACGCAAAAUCGACUGCCUCUGUGGACUCGGCGCCUACAAGCCUGACAAAAGAUCGCCUUCCUCGAUCAUUAUCCCGAGUUGCCAUGUCUUACCGGACGAAUGAGUGGGCAAAGCAUCUCAGCAAUGCGGAGGCUCCAGAGCCAGAAAGCCUACAACUUUCUGAGGAGUCGAGAGAGACCAGCAAGUCCGAGGAUCAGGAAAAGCCUGCACCAGUAAUGGUGGAAGAGCUCCAACAGACGGCAGAUACUGGAGCACCUCCACCAGCUAUGCCAAGAUCUGCUACAACUUUAUCAAAUCAUGUAGCAUCUCCAACUAUGAUACGAUCAGACUCACGUGCUGCCGCUCAUCAGGCAGCCGCUGCUGCUCUCAACGGCCAGGGGCGGAUCACCGGUUCUGCGUCCUCGCCAACUACUAGUGGACCUGCAAAUCCAUUUGGUGGACAUACCUUUGCACAUAGGUCGAUGUCUACAAACCUCCAUCGGAGAACAUCUGGCGUCAUCGCGGAGCCCAUCGCUGAAGAGGGUGAUGUAGAGGUUUCGGGCAGUCCACCGGAAGCCAUCCAGGAAGAGGGCAACAGCUCCGGCGCCAACUCGAAGAACUCAUCGCCGACACCGUACGACGCGGCAGAUAUGCCUGGUUUCCGCCCUCCGGUUCCUGGAAUUGUGUCUUAUUCGAGCCCCCAAACUCUGCUAGGCAAGCGUGAGAUGCUUCUUCGAAACAAGUCAUACGGGUCAUUGGUUCGAGCCGACUCCUCCAUGUCCACACUGCCUAUGAUCCCUUCAGCUCCAGCAAGCGACGCGGGCUCCAUGCAUAACUACCCUAUGUAUGCUGCCGCACUCGGCGCCGCGAGCGGUCAGAGCCUAGUCGUCGACGCGGAUGACCUACCGCUCAGUCAGCGUCGCGAACUGAUGCGUCAGAAUAGCAUACUCAGCUCGUCCAGCUUGGUCUCACGCCCUUCGAGUGCCGUGCCCAAUCUACGGUCAGCAUCGGGCGUCUCGCUAUCGGCUAACGUCGACUCGACACCAUUCGACUCUCACCAGCCACAGCGCGUAUCCAAGCUCCCUACGCAAGCAGCGCGCACCGCCCAGCUCGCUAGCUUCCGUGAGUCGGUUGCUGCUGACUUGCGCACCGCAACGCCAACUGCUCAGAACGGCCUGGCAGCCACGGGACGUGAGACGCCUCUUGUCACAGGCACCGGUCUGCUGGGAGCCUCUACUCCAUCACUAGCUGUGCCGUACGGCGGGGAAAGCGACGUGCGGCAGAGCAUCGACGCGCAGCGAAGCUAUCUCCUUAACCAGAAACAAGCUGAGGCGCAACGCAGGGAGAUGGCGAGGUGGGAGAAAGAGCGCACCGACCAAGCGUUUGACGAGCGUAUGAGGCGUGGUGACCUCCUUGAGGCUCACCGCGACGCGCUACGGAGGAUGCAGAUGGCUGCCAAGGACACAAGGUAG